GGAAGUGUACCUCCCGAGGCCGGGGAGUCAUUGGUGCGAGCCAAGGGGGUCCUAAGUGCGUGUGAGCACCGCGAAGGGCCUCGAGGGAACCUAGCCGCGGGCGCACGCGCCCGCCCGCCCUUUCCGGCUCCUCCCUGGAGAGCGCGUGAGCCGAGGCGCUGGCUGCGUGUGAAGGAGUACUAUGAAGCUUCCGAACAUCCUGCUCACCGGUACACCAGGGGUUGGAAAAACCACACUAGGCAAAGAACUUGCAUCAAGAUCAGGCCUGAAGUACGUUAAUGUGGGAGAUCUAGCUCGGGAAGUCUGAUCACCGGAUAUCAUGGAGUCUGGCAAGAUGGCGUCUCCCAAGAGCAUGCCGAAAGACGCACAGAUGAUGGCACAAAUCCUGAAGGAUAUGGGGAUUACAGAGUAUGAGCCAAGAGUUAUAAAUCAGAUGCUGGAGUUUGCCUUCCGAUAUGUGACCACAAUUCUAGAUGAUGCUAAAAUUUACUCAAGCCAUGCUAAGAAACCUACUGUUGAUUCAGAUGAUUUCCGGUUUGCAAUCCAGUGCCGGGCUGACCCGUCUUUCACUUCUCCUCCCCCGAGAGAUUUUUUAUUAGAUAUUGCAAGGCAAAGAAAUCAAACCCCUUUGCCUUUGAUCAAGCCAUAUUCAGGUCCUAGAUUGCCACCUGAUAGAUACUGCUUAACUGCUCCAAACUAUAGGCUUAAGUCUUUACAAAAAAAGGCACCUACUCCUGCAGGAAGAAUAACGGUUCCAAGGUUAAGUGUUGGUUCAGUUUCUAGUAGACCUAGUACUCCCACACUAGGCACACCAACUCCACAAGCCAUGUCUGUGUCAACUAAAGUAGGCACUCCAAUGUCCCUCACAGGGCAGAGGUUUACAGUACAGAUGCCUGCUUCCCAGUCCCCGGCUGUAAAGGCUUCCAUUCCUGCAACACCAGCAGUUCAGAAUGUUCUUAUUAAUCCAUCAUUAAUUGGGUCCAAAAACAUUCUUAUUACUACUAAUAUGGUGUCACAAAAUACAGCCAAUGAGUCAGCAAACGCACUCAAAAGAAAACGUGAAGAAGAAGAUGAUGACGAUGAUGAUGAUGAUGAUGACUAUGAUAAUUUGUAAUCUAGCCUUGUCGCAUGUAACUGUAUUCUUGGUCUUGGAUCCAUUGUACUGAAAUUGAAAAAGCAUGUUAGCUGUUUUAAAGCUGUACUUUAGAAAGUGGUAUUUAAUACGUACACUUACUAUACUUUUGGAUUGAAAUGUUCAGUUUUACUAGAACUAGUAAUGGUUUUUCAUCGACCUUUAUGCAUAAAAAAUAAAAUUGUCAUUUAUCAGUUUGA
Rattus rattus (black rat) is the source of this 1332-nucleotide messenger RNA. It is a transcript of the gene Taf9, whose product is annotated as TATA-box binding protein associated factor 9. The record is from RefSeq and is a predicted model, not a curated record. NCBI's taxonomy places the organism in Eukaryota, Metazoa, Chordata, Mammalia, Rodentia, Muridae. Gene Ontology annotation, molecular function: protein heterodimerization activity; transcription coactivator activity; RNA polymerase II general transcription initiation factor activity. The transcript is spliced from 3 exons. Gene Ontology annotation, biological process: RNA polymerase II preinitiation complex assembly; DNA-templated transcription initiation. The coding region runs from base 320 to 1114 and encodes 264 amino acids. Gene Ontology annotation, cellular component: SAGA complex; transcription factor TFIID complex; transcription factor TFTC complex.